AUGUAUCUGUCGUUUGAUGAUUUCCGAACCGGCUGCUUUCUAACCGCUAUAUGGCUACACAGAACGAUUUUGGGGACAUCAUGCACCUCAUGCAUCUCCGCAGACGAAGCAGCAGGCCUGGAAUAUCUUCAGCACGAAUCCUUCAUACAUGCCGCCAGCCAAGCUAUGCUGGUUACCAAAAAGCACCCGUGGAUCUCCGAUUUCAACAAUAGAUUGCCAAGCACGAUGACCGGAUUACAUCUCACAGCGUACUUUGGGUUGAUGGAACAAUUGGUGGCUUUGCUUGAGAGGAAAUAUAUCCCAGAUGUAAAGGAUGCGAACGGCUGGACGCCGCUGUCUUGGGCAGCACGUAAUGAGCAUGAUACGGUUCCAAAGCUGCUUCUUAAGAAAGACGGCGUCAAUCCGGACUCUCUAGACAGCAAUGAUCGGACACCGGUGGCGUUGUUUGUAAUACAUAAACAUGAGGCAGUAGUAAGCCUGCUUCUGGACAAAAGAGAUGUCAAGCCAGACUCCAAAAAUAAGGAAGGCUGGACUCCACUGUCAUGGGCCGCACGCAACGGGCAUGAGAAGGUAGUGAAGGAACUGAUGCAGAAUGUCAAAGCCUAG
This is a messenger RNA of Aspergillus niger, 606 nucleotides long. RefSeq lists its product as uncharacterized. The transcript has 2 exons. The record is from RefSeq and is a predicted model, not a curated record. Lineage: Eukaryota; Fungi; Ascomycota; Eurotiomycetes; Eurotiales; Aspergillaceae. The coding region runs from base 1 to 606 and encodes 201 amino acids. Gene Ontology annotation, molecular function: protein binding.